GGUUACUUGUUCAAAAAGCGAGCAACAUUGCUGACUCGCUGCCCAGUAACGACACGCAACACCGCGCACUCACAGAGUGGUGGCCUUGUCUCUACGAACACUACAACUUCCUCCUCCUCUGAUACACUCGAUCCUGAAACAUCUACUGAGCUCAGAUUUUUGGAGAAGAUGAAUUCUGGUGGAUACGCCGUUGAAGUUACGGGUCUAUCUCCGAAAGCAACAGAGAAAGAUGUCUACGAUUUCUUCGCCUUCUCUGGUUCCAUCGACCAUGUAGAAAUCGUCAGAUCGGGUGAAUGUGCAUGCACUGCCUAUGUGACGUUCAAAGAUUCGUAUUCUCAGGAGACUGCUUGCUUGCUCAGUGGUGCCACAAUUAUUGAUCAAGCUGUGUGCAUAACACGCUGGGGGCACUAUCAAGAUGAAUUUGAUUUUUGGAACAGGCCUCGGCAUGAAGCGGAAACUGAUUCAACUCCUCCACAUGGAAGCCAGAAUCUUCCUAGUGCUGGACAAGUGGUGAGUGUGGCCCAGGAAGCAGUCUUGACCAUGUUGGCCAAGGGAUUUGUGCUCGGAAAAGAUGCAUUAGCCAAGGCGAAAUCAUUGGAUGAGUCUCAUCAAGUUUCGGCAAGUGCAACAGCUAGGGUGACUGAACUGAGCCAGAGAAUUGGCCUAACCGAUAAGAUUUACGCAGGGGUUGGAGCUGUGAAGUCAGUGGAUGAGAGGUAUCAUGUGUCAGAGAUCACCAAAUCAGCCAUAUCAGAGACGGGAAGAAAAGCCACAGAAGCUGCGAACGCUGUGGUGAAUAGUAGCUACUUUUCUAAGGGAGCUCUUUGGGUGUCGGAUGCUCUAAACCGAGCGGCUAAAGCUGCUGCUGAUUUGGGAAAUCAGAAUGUUAAGCAGUGAGGUAUUUGAUAACAUGGUAUCUCCUGUUGUGUUUGUAUAUAGAACAGAAUAUUGUAGCCAUUUCGUACUUUCGAUACCUUGGUGUUAGUAUAAGUACUUGCUAUACAUAAUGAUAACCCAGAAGAACACUACAGGGGA
Messenger RNA from Pyrus x bretschneideri (Chinese white pear), 1035 nucleotides. Its product is annotated as binding partner of ACD11 1-like. The transcript is spliced from 5 exons. The record is from RefSeq and is a predicted model, not a curated record. NCBI's taxonomy places the organism in Eukaryota, Viridiplantae, Streptophyta, Magnoliopsida, Rosales, Rosaceae. The coding region runs from base 169 to 897 and encodes 242 amino acids. Gene Ontology annotation, molecular function: RNA binding.